Uranotaenia lowii is the source of this 828-nucleotide messenger RNA. RefSeq lists its product as uncharacterized. The record is from RefSeq and is a predicted model, not a curated record. The transcript has a single exon. Lineage: Eukaryota; Metazoa; Arthropoda; Insecta; Diptera; Culicidae. Bases 1 to 828 code for a protein of 275 amino acids.
AUGGUUUGCCCAACAACGCUAGGCUAUUUCGACGUUGAUGACCGAACUCAAUUGGUUGCUGACGCAAGUCCGGUCGGUUUGGGAGCGGUGUUAAUGCAAAUAAAAGGUCAGAAUGCUCGUAUUAUCGCUUAUGCGAGUAAAAGUCUGUCGGAUGUGGAGACGCGUUAUGCACAAAUCGAAAAAGAGGCCCUAGCUCUUGUGUGGGCUGUGGAACGUUUCCACUUUUACCUUUACGGUCGGUCCUUCGAUUUGAUAACUGAUCACAAACCUCUAGAGGCUAUCUUCAGUCCUAAGUCUAAACCCUGCGCGCGAAUUGAGCGCUGGGUGGUAAGGUUACAAGCUUACAAAGUCAUUUAUCGGCCAGGAAAAACCAAUGUGGUUGAUCCACUAUCUCGAUUGGCAAUCAAAGAUAAUUACUGCGGGAAGACUUUCGAUGAAUGUGUAGAGUCCUACGUCAAUUGGGUGGCGUCCAAUGCGACUCCAGUGGCUCUAAAGAUAACCGAGAUUGAAGAAGCAUCAAAGUUGGAUACAUCGAUCCAAUCCGUGAGGGGUGGUUUGGAACGGAAUGAAUGGUCGGAAGAUGCGUUACCUUAUAAAUUGUUCGCAACUGAGAUGUGUUUUUGUGGAAUGAUCCUCCUACGAGGAACUCGCAUCGUUAUACCAGAAAAAUUAAGAUCACUGGUUCUAGAUUUGGCGCACGAAGGUCAUCCUGGUAUGACAGUUAUGAAGCAGGUGGUGGCCAAAACUGGAUGCUCAGGUCGAGCAUUCCGUCAAAAACUGCCGCGGAUGUAUGCUUGUAGCUGCUCCUUCACCACCAGAACCAAUUAA